GAUUGUUGGAAGAAUUCAGUAAACGUGUAUUGUUGUCUCACUCGCUUCUUUCCCUAGAAGUAUCGCGGUCGAAUACGUUAUAAAAGCAUUAAAGACACUACCUGUCUCAUUUUCCUAUUUCGUUAACUUGGUUUUAUGAAGGAGAACGAUUCAUGUUGCAUACAAAAACAGUCACACUCAACACAAUUGCUCAGGAGGUACAAAAAAGAACCUGCGCAGAACAAACGAAAAAAAGAUCAAAAUGGCUCAACGAGUUACCUACCGCCGUCGCCUUGCUUACAACACUCGUAGCAACAAGACCAGAAUUAUCAAGACUCCUGGUAACAAAGUCCGCUAUUUGCAUAUCAAGAAGCUUGGCACCAUCCCCCGUUGCGGUGACACAGGCGUUCCUUUGCAAGGUAUUCCCGCUCUGCGUCCUCGUGAGUUUGCUCGUCUUCCACACAACAAGAAGACCGUUCAACGCGCUUAUGGCGGUUGCUUGAGUGCCAAUGCCGUCAAGGAUCGUAUUAUUCGUGCCUUUUUGAUCGAGGAACAAAAGAUUGUUAAGCAAAAGCUUAAGCAAAUGUCUUCCCAAAAGUAAAAGGGUAAAGGUUGAGCCGGAAAGCUCUCUUUGAGCUGCUCUAUCUAAAUAACUUCCUUGAUUAUCGGAAAUUAAAUAAGACUAUUUUCGGUGCGUAUAAGCUGAAAUCAAGUAGCUAUCUUUAAAAGUAGUGUGGGAUUC
This is a messenger RNA of Schizosaccharomyces cryophilus OY26, 721 nucleotides long. RefSeq names its product 60S ribosomal protein L34. Gene Ontology annotation, biological process: translation. Gene Ontology annotation, cellular component: ribosome. The transcript has a single exon. Lineage: Eukaryota; Fungi; Ascomycota; Schizosaccharomycetes; Schizosaccharomycetales; Schizosaccharomycetaceae. Bases 242 to 580 code for a protein of 112 amino acids. Gene Ontology annotation, molecular function: structural constituent of ribosome. The record is from RefSeq and is a predicted model, not a curated record.